GAGCAGCUCGAUGGCAACGAUGAUGUCGUCCUCUUCGGAAGAGGGAGAGCCGACGGAGCCACGGCGCUCCGCCACGACUCGCCUGGUCGCUUGGCUUCCGGUCGCCAUGGUGCUGGCGCUGUUCGUCUGGGCGUACUACGUCUACAUCUUCAUCUUCUGCGGCUCCCUCGUCCAGGACAACAUGCAGCGCGUGGUGUUCGGCGGUGUCUUCCACCUACUGCUGCUUCUGUGCCUUUGGUCGUUCGUGCAGACUACAGUGACCAGCGUGGCUCCCAUACCGCGGUACUUUGCGCUCAGCGACAGCGACCAGCGGCUCAUGGACCAGUGCGCCGACGAGGAGGCGCGCUACGAGUUCCUCGAGAUCCUGGCCGACAGCCGCGGAGUGCUGACGCGAGGCGCCAACGGGUUGGUCCGCUUCUGCAACACCUGUAAGCAGGUCAAGCCCGACCGGGCCCACCACUGCUCCCAGUGCAAGAGGUGCAUCCCGAAGAUGGACCACCACUGCCCGUGGUUCAACAACUGCGUCUGCUUCAGCACGUACAAGUUCUUUCUGCUCACGAUAUUCUACGUGGUGGUCCUGAGCGUGUUCGGACUGCUGAGCGCGACGCACCACGUGGCCGGCGCGUGGACAAACCAUGCUGCCUCCGACGUCACGCUGCACGCGACCUUUCUGUAUGUGUUCGGCGUGGUGCUGUCGCUGUCGCUGGGCUCCUUCCUCUACUUCCACAUCACCAUGGUCUGCAGCAACGUCACCACCCUGGAAGACCUACGACCGCACCAGUUCAAGGACAGGAGGGACUCUUUCGACGUGGGCUUGCGCAACAACAUCGCUGAGGUGUUCGGCCACCGCAAGGCCCUCUGGUUUCUGCCAGUCUUCACGGCGCUCGGAGACGGGGCCCGGUUCCCGACACGACUUCACCCGGACCGAAACGUGUACGCUUCUCCUGCGUCGGUGGUCGUCGAGCCGCCAAGGCCUCCCGUGCCAGUUCCUCCGGUGCCCGUGGCAACCGGAGCUGCCACGCGGAUGCCUCCGGUCGUGGGUCCUCCUUCUUGCCGCUAUCCGGUUCCAUCCAGCGAGUCGGUGGCCCUGACGUCGUCGACGCCCCCACCACGCCUGCCACGUCGCGCUGGACGCCGCGCUCGCUUGCCUCCGUUGGCCAUCACCAUUGUGCCCAGCAGCGAGACGCCCGCGUCGCAGCUUCACUCGACGGACAAGAAGGACGUAACGACGUCGGUGGCACCGCCGACGACAUUGUCGUCGGCGGAGGUGCGAUGAUUUGCAUAGCGCGCGCGAGUCAUGCCGUCCCCGGAACUUUGCGUUUCCGGUUGAUUGAGGCAGACAUGCGCGCGAUGCUUGUACUUAAAGCGUCAAACUCCUUGUUAAGGAACAAUUCAUGUACAAGUAAACAUUUCGUAUGUUGAAUGCGAACC
Messenger RNA from Rhipicephalus sanguineus (brown dog tick), 1431 nucleotides. RefSeq names its product palmitoyltransferase ZDHHC15A. The record is from RefSeq and is a predicted model, not a curated record. Gene Ontology annotation, cellular component: endoplasmic reticulum; Golgi apparatus. Bases 11 to 1276 code for a protein of 421 amino acids. Lineage: Eukaryota; Metazoa; Arthropoda; Arachnida; Ixodida; Ixodidae. The transcript has 3 exons. Gene Ontology annotation, biological process: protein targeting to membrane; peptidyl-L-cysteine S-palmitoylation; synaptic vesicle maturation. Gene Ontology annotation, molecular function: protein-cysteine S-palmitoyltransferase activity.